AUGAGCCUCCCUAUCUGUCUGAGAAGAAGCAGCGGGAAAUCUUGGGAACAAAGUCGUUGUGACACGUCGGCUCCGAGUGUUAAACAAACGUCUCCAAAAUACACAAUGAGUGAUUCAGGGCAACAACAAGAGGCAGAGCAAGUGCCUGAGCCUGAGUGGCCUGAGAAUGGAGAGGAGUGGAGUGAUGGAGAGGAUGGGACCAGUAUGGACUGUGGAUUCCUGCAGGCCAUGGCUGAGGAGGAUGAGGACAUAAAUGUCCACAACGAGGAGACGUUUGGAAUGGAUCUCGAUGCAAACGAGACCACUGAUGACACCAACAGCAGUCCCCUUCAGUUUGGAGAGUCACCACCUCUACCACCAGACCCCAGUCCGCUGUCUGGCCACAGUUCCCCCUCCCCUCCCAGACAGAGGCCACAGUACCUCCCCCGGGUUCCCCCAGGGCAGCGAGGCAGAGGGAGGGCACAGAUGAACAGGGGGCAGAUGUUUGAAGACCCAGCUGUGAUGAGGAUAGUAGAGGGGUGCCCAAGCCUCAAGAGUCUUGACAGUGCUAUAGUGGACUGUGGGAUUUCCAUGUACCAGAAAACCUUUGACGAUGAUUGGAUGUCGCCCACUUACAGAAAGACCAGAAGAAUCUCAGGAUCAAUACUUCAGGACAGUGCUGUAGUGUGUGUGAUUGAUGGUGACAGAGGCAGAGGUCAGCACCUGACCUCCAACUUCCUGGAUUUUCCAAACCCUGUCUCUUCCUUCAGGGGCAGGAGAGGGGAACCUCGAGAACCUUACCCCAGGAGACAGUUUGGACAGAGAAGUCCCUUUCAGAUGCAUUCACCCAUAAUCUCAGGAUCACCUGUCUUCCCACGUCAACCACUGACACCACGGCAGCAUUACAGUCAGACGAGGGGCUUCAUGUUUCCUUUGAACCACCCAUGCCCUUCCACUCCUCAGGCUCUGACUCCUGAGAUUAUGCAGCUUCACUUUGGUUCCAACUCACCAAGACCAUCCCCCUUUUACAGCCCCUCAUCUAAUCCAGUGAAGCUCGUCAGGUACCCUAGUCCUGUGGCCCAGCUUCACCCCCAGCACAAACGAAUACUUAGUCAAAAACAACACACAUUCCAAAGAAAAGCAGAGGGCUGGGAUCCUUACUGUAAUCUAAUGACUGCCAAAGAGAAGGAGUGGAUCACCAGGCUGCAGAUGAUUCAGCUGCAAAGUGAGAAUCCAUACCUUGAGGACUACUAUUACCAGGAAUACUAUCGACGGCUAGAAGCUAAGAUGGCCGAGGAAGAGCUAGGCAUCAGGAGCAAGAAGGAGCCGCUGAAACUCACUACACCUUAUAUCAUGAAGACUGAGUUGUACACGCCAGUGGUGCACAUUGAAGGCUCUUUGGGUCAAGUUGCCGUGUCCACAUGUUACUCUCCUCGCCGUGCCAUCAGUGCAGUUCAUGCAGUCCAAGUUCAGGGUCCACUUGAGGAACAAAAGGAUAUCAGACAACAGCGGUUAGAGAUCCUUAGCAAACUGGAAAAGUUGUUCAUAAUUUUGUUGGAGGUGGAGGAGAUGGAGAGGACAAAAACUAGAGUCUCUUCUGAAGCAGAUGAAAGAAGACUGACGGAGAAGACCCAGAAGAAAGUGGAGCACAUCUACUCCCAGCUGCAACACCAUGGCCCCCUAGAUUCAGGAGGGGAGUUUCUUCCCUUCCUGCUGGUCUCAAAAGGCAAAAAGCUUCUUGCCCGUCUGCUCCCGUUCCUGAAACCUGACACCUCUCUGAAAAUCUUGAGCGUUGUGGCCUCUAACCUACCGACGCUGAUGAACAGAGAUACAGACGAGGCCCUUCCGGUGCUAUACCCCUCUCUUCGAAAUGUGAUUGGAGGCCUGACGUUCAGUCAGCUCAUUGGCGUUCUCAAAGAGCUCACAUCACCUGAGUCUGUGUCAGCAUAUGAGGGCCUCACGCUGACAUGUCAGAACAAGUUUGGGCUGUCAUUACUCUAUGCUCUCCUGUCCCAAGGAGAGAAGCUGCUGUCCUCAGGUGCACCUUUAGAGCCCAGCAUUGGUGACUUUGAGGCCUGGACCGACACAAUAUUUCUGGUGGCGGGGCAGCUAUCCCAGUGUUUGCUAGUGGAGCCGCUCCUCCUGCCCUCAAAUCUGCUCACUCUCUUCUGCCGUUACCUGGACAAACGUACUGUGCAUCAGCUGAAAAGCAACAUGGAAUCAGCAACUGGAUUCCUAGCUCUUCCAUCUUGAGGUGGACAGAAGCUGAGAUGUUCUGCUAAUGACUGUUCUUACAAGUAUUAAAGCAAAAGGAGGAUAAGUACAGCCCUAAUACAAACUGUGUUCAGCUUUGGUAUAAUGAACUGUGUUCACAAUGCUUCAAUUCAUUUUCGUCCUCUCCCUCAUUCCUUCACAUUUUUGCACUCUCAAACUGUUUCCCUUAUUUCCUUUAUCUGCUCUUUUUGCUUUCCUCCUCUGGUCUCCAGUAGGUUACAGCAGCGCAAGGAACUUUUUAUUUUCUUUUAUAUAAAAUCUAAUCACAGUUCACUUUCAAAAGAACUAAAUAUCAGGUACAUAAGGAAUUUGAGAUAAAAUGUCAGAUUCAUAAAAAUCAAAUAUUUAAAAUGAAACAAAACAAAGGCACAUUCUAAAGAAAUGGAGAACAUAGUUUAAGGUCUCCUGGUUUUUCUUAAUUUUGCACCCCAAAAGCAUGAUAAACAUCUGUAUUAUCUGAGAAAAGUGUUCUCGUUUUGUCAUGGUUCAUAGUAAAAUUGAG
Molecule: messenger RNA, 2755 nt
Organism: Monopterus albus (swamp eel)
Lineage: Eukaryota; Metazoa; Chordata; Actinopteri; Synbranchiformes; Synbranchidae
Gene: patl2
Product: PAT1 homolog 2
Exons: 19
Coding region: 1-2232 (743 amino acids)
Biological process (GO): deadenylation-dependent decapping of nuclear-transcribed mRNA; P-body assembly
Cellular component (GO): P-body
Molecular function (GO): RNA binding
Source: RefSeq, a predicted model, not a curated record